GUUCGCAGACACCGUGCGAGCUGUUCAUGAUCCUGACGCGCAACAUCACUCUCUUGUGAAAACAAUAUCUUGGUCGCAGGCGCUGUAGUUCAUGGACAUUGACGUUGAUUCGUCCAUCUCGCCUUUAGCUACAUGGACUUUGCACCCGUCGCCACAUGAUCCUGCCUAUCUCGCUUCACAAGAUGAGCUCCGCAAUCUGCUUUUCACCACAGCGCAGACUCCCGCACCAACGAGGAGGGGCACUCCGGUCAGAGAUGAAGCCAGAGAGUCGUACGAGGCAGACACAAGUGCGUCUCUGCGAUCUGACUCGGUCAAACAGAUCCUUGCGGUAGGUCGCCGCUUGGAGUAUCUGGACAAUUACGUCGGUCGGGUAGCUUCUUGGGUACGUGACCAACGUCGAAGAUGCCGAGCUUGCGGCCGUACUGUCGGAAAAGUUGCAGAGAAGAUGUGCUGAGGUAACAGAAAGCUAGACAUGUUUGACUCGAACCGGAACUUUGCAAUAACUAUUCCCCCUUUGGCCCGGCGCUCGCCGGCUCUGCUCUAUGCUAUCCUGGCGAUCUCUGCCCGUCAGUUGGAGCUCAUGGGGGGCAUCAGGAACCCAUGCGAUAGCCUUGAGCUGUAUCAAGAGGCAAUCCAGAUGCUCAAGCCGUUGCUGCAAGUGCGCGACGAAGAUGCCAUCACAGUAAGCGUCAUCCUAUGCUGUAUGGAGAUGAUGUCCGCCAGCGGAGAAGAUUGGAGGAGACACUUGGAUGGAUGCGCAGCGUUGUUCGUGAGCUUCGGCGUCAACGGUUUCAGCGAUGAUUUGAGAAAGGCUCUCUUUUGGUGCUAUGCAAGGAUGGAUCUCUGCGGCGCACUCAUGUCCGACGGAACGCAGAGUACUCUCAUCGAGCCGUGGCGGUGGCUCGCGCCCGGAGUUUCAGCAGACCGCGCCCAGGAACUCUUUGCUCAGCAUCGAUCUCCAGACAUGCAUGCAAACUACGCGGUCUACCUGUGCGCAAAAGUAUGCGAGCUUCUCGCAGAUCGUACGAAGUACAGCGAGCUCGGCGCAGAUAACGGGUGCAACGAUGCCGCCUAUGCCAUGCGCUGGACAGCGCUGUGGGACGAUCUUCAAGCAUGGCUUGACCAGCGGCCCGAAGAACUGCUACCGCUUCAAACACUGGAUGGGAAGCCAUUUCCACACAUCUUGUUCAUCCACUGGGCGGCCAUCUCGGCCAAUCAGCUCCAUCACACCGCCUGCCUUUUACUUCUGGACAUGGCCCCGGCAGGCUCCAAGCAAUCUCUGCAAAAGGAACAGUUGAUUCUGGGCUACGCGAAGCGCAUUUGCGGGAUAUCUUUGACAAACCCACAUCAAGGCUGCAUCAACAACGCCGUCCAGCCUCUGUGGAUAGCUGGGCGUCAUCUUACACAUAGGUCGGAGCACGCUGUGCUGAUUAAGCUAUUCAAGAAUAUUGAGCAAACCACGGGUUGGGCGACGAGUUGGCGCGUUGCCGAUCUUGAGCGCAUUUGGGGCUAUAAGAUUCGCAAAAAUUAAUUUUUUUUUCCAAUUCACUAGACAUAAUACAUGUGCCCUCAAAUAUCAGCAGAGUAUGACCAAGUGCUACGAAGAGCUUCAACUGUCUCGCUGAUCUGGAAGCCCGUUAAAUUCUGGAUGCGAGCAAAGCCUUCGGACAAAGCCCGCUGCUGCGAUUCGUGCGUCAUCCUUCUGGCGACCAACAGAAGCGAUGAAAGCAAACAAGGAUCCCAAGAUUCACGUCGGUUGUUGUUCAGCGCGAUCCCGCACACCCUUUCAGAAUGCCAAAGGGGAGAAGUGUGCCACGGCGUGCUUUGCAGCCUCAAAUUCCGGGGCUUGUGGAGCAAAAGCAGAAACAUGGCCGUGUGGUGCAUCUGGUUCGCGAAAACGCCCGCCGCCGUGCUGAAGCUGAUCGUGGGGAAGUGUCUGUCGACACUGCCUGGGACCUGUCCAGGGUCGAGCUCGACAAGGGGAAGCAGCUCACCGGGCCUCAGAUUAUACCAGCCUUCGAGUUUUUCAAAGAGCAGAUACCAGCGCGUCGCGAGAGGCAGCCUUGUCAUGGUGGCCGACUCUUCCGCUCUACCCCAGCACAGACUCAGGACCUCCGCACACAUCAGCAGGCCUUGAUACGCGUACGGCAAUACCGUGUCUGACUUUUGUGGCAGAUGGUUUAUCGUGCUGAGAGGGAUGAGAGGCAGUCGCGGAGCCUCUGAUCGCAUAAGGCAUACGCUUAGCUCUGCCACAUGUGAGCGCCUCGUCCUCUGGACCGUUGGAUGGUCAUGUCGCAAACGUACCUAGUCGAAGGGACAGGAAAUACAAAGACGUCUCCAGUCGCCCUGGUCUCGAAAACUCUACCAGGUCGGAUGGAUUCCAGGGGCUGGACGUCUGGAGCACGCCAUUCCGGCACGCAGACGAGAAGUCUGAGAUGAAGCCUAGCAGAAUGUACAGCACAGAUGCAACUAAAGCGUGUCUGGUGUUGCUUUCCUCCCCUUGCUUUGUGUCAUAUAUUAUAGCCAGCAUUUUCAGUUCUUCCUCGCUUGAUCCUGCUUUCGAAGACUCUACACCUCUUAUCGAAGAAGAAGAAGAGAGCAUCAGAAGGACUAAUAGAACAGGGUGAGAGACCAUUGCUAAUCGUGGGACAACCAGACCAAACGUCUGAUCUCUGUCCAUCAUGUCGAGCUGUGAUUGGUUAGAAGUCAGAGC
Messenger RNA from Verruconis gallopava, 2713 nucleotides. RefSeq lists its product as hypothetical. Lineage: Eukaryota; Fungi; Ascomycota; Dothideomycetes; Venturiales; Sympoventuriaceae. Gene Ontology annotation, biological process: positive regulation of transcription by RNA polymerase II. Gene Ontology annotation, cellular component: nucleus. Gene Ontology annotation, molecular function: DNA-binding transcription factor activity; transcription cis-regulatory region binding. The transcript has 2 exons. Bases 473 to 1531 code for a protein of 352 amino acids. The record is from RefSeq and is a predicted model, not a curated record.